UUCUGUGUUGUUUCAUUAGUGGAGUACAAAGUCUAUUGUGAAAAGCUUCAUCUCAACAAUAUAAUGUGAAUUGCAGAAUAUCCAAUUGUAAUCAUUGCUUUGUAUUUAAUUCUUGUUUCCAAUUUUGAGUCAUCUUCCUCAAUUUUCAUUCGGUAAAAGUUGCUGUUUUUACCAAGAAAAGGUCCAUUUUCCUUCCAUAGGAAUAUAUAUCUGUGUGUGUAAGUGUGUUUUUAUUCUUCUCUGGCUUGGGGAUUUCACAUUUGUUUGUAGAUUGGGUCAAAGGGCUAAUGAUUCUUGAAAUUGUAACUUAAUUAACAUAGGCCAACAUAAUUUAUGUGUUUUUUCUCCACACUUUCUCUAGUUGCUGUUCAUCAUAUAUUGGAUUUCUUAUGUAGUUUCAUAUGCCUUGUUUCCUUAUGCGUCACUGUGUUUUAUUAUGUGCUAAGACAGUUUACAUUUGUAUUAUAUUGUGUGGCAUCCGUCCAUAGAAUAAACAACAAAGCUUUGCUGUGAGAUCAUGUUCUCUCAAUAUUGUAUCAUCAUGGGGUAGUUGGAUUUGGCUUAUUUUGUAUUGCAGAAAAAUUUCAAGUUUCUUACUGAAGUUUCCUCUAGUUCGAGUAGAACGAGGAAAGGAUUAUGGAUCAUCAUAAUCCAGAACUAGAAUCCAGACGGAGUGGCUCCUUUGGUCGACUGAGUGCAGCGAGCUCUUCAAGAAGGCGCUCAUUGAGCACAUCUUUUUCUCUGCCACGACACGCUGAUGAUGGGAUUGAGAGUGAAUCUGUCUCGGAGGCAGGGGAUAUUGGUGACAGGGCCCUUCACAGCACUAGAGUCAGUGCAAGUGGCAGGAGUCACUUCUCCUUGGAGAAUUUCGCAGAGAGUGGCGCUGUCGUUCCAGUUCAAGACGACACGGGUGCUUCUUUUCCGGUAGCACCAGAUUUGGAGAACAUUUCCCCCCUCUCUGUUGAUGCUAUGGUUCAAAAUGGAGAAAAGAAGAUUGACGAGAAAGAAGUUCCGUGGUUGUUAGGGUACAUUACCUGUCUCCUUUCUCUUGCUGUCUUUGGAAUUCUUGGGAUUCUAGUUCGAUACGGUCUUCAAAAUCUCUUCGGACCAGAUGUAAUUGGUGCAACGAGUGACCGGAGUUACAUGUACCCCGAUCUCCCUUCCAAUAUGGUUGCUCUCUCUGUCUCUCUAUGUGCAUUUGACAUCUGCUUGAUGGAAACUUACCUUGCUUUCUCGGGUUCAUACGUUCCUCAGGUAGGUUCGUUUCUGAUGGGGUGGUUCGGUGUGGUCUUCAAAGCCGACAUCAUGAAAGUAUCGGAUCAAUUAGCUAUUGGUUUAUCAACAGGUUUCUUAGGAAGCCUCACAACCUUCAGUGGCUGGAAUCAGAAGAUGCUUGACCUCAGCGUUAACGGCGAAUGGAUAUUCGCAGUUCUUGGCGUCGUUAUAGGCUUGUUUCUAGUCGCCUACUCGAUCAUUUUCGGGAUUGAGACCGCCAAGGGCUUGAAAUGGCUAUUCCACAGACGACCAAACGCACGACCUAUCUGUUCUUGCUUCGGUGAUUCCAUCUCCCACAAGUACUACUGCCUAACGACAUUCAUGGUGAUGCUUCUGCUGACGCUAGCCCUGCUGUGGAGCGUGUUUGGAGCCUUAGAAAAACGAGAGUUUGAUUCUGGAAGCAGCGAGGCGCAGCUGUUCCUAGCCUGCAUGGUGGGGCCGUUGGGCGUCUGGAUUAGGUGGUACUUGGCUCGUCUCAACGGGCGUGGCCUAGGCAGAGACGCCGCGCUGAAAUGGAUGCCCUUCGGCACGCUUGCUGCCAAUGUUUCUGCUGCUUGUGUCAUGGCUGCACUCGCGACGCUGAAAAAGGCGGUGAGAAGUAAGGAGUGCAAUACUGUGGCAAGUGGGGUCCAGUUGGGUCUGCUUGGCUGCCUGAGCACGGUGUCGACGUUCGUCGCGGAGUUUCAUGCGAUGAGGGAGAGCAAGCAUCCGUGGAGGGCUUAUGCUUAUGCAGCCAUCACUAUUGUUGUUUCAUUCACUUUGGGAACUCUUAUCUACUCUGUUCCAGUCUGGGUGAGGGGUUAUGACUAAAACAAGGCCGAUUUGAUCUCGUCCGCACGGGGGCUAGGUACGAUCUCAUUCAUUGAAAUUCUCGAGUCGGAAAAGAGCUGGUAAGAAAUAUUGCUAGAAUUCUCAUGAUCAGUCUCAAGAUGAUAAGUUCAAAUAUGAUUUAUACUUUGUAUUACAUUAGUAAUAGAUUUAUAAUUGUAAAGUAAUGAGGGGUUUUAGGUUAAAAAAUGAGCUUCUCCUCCCUAUCUGAAAAUGAUGAUCAUCUUGGUUGAGGGGUUAUGACUAGAUUAUUACAAGAAGCAGCAUUGAUCAUUGAGGGAGCUUGUUAAGUUUACAAUAAGCAUAAUUUUCGAA
This is a messenger RNA of Salvia hispanica, 2418 nucleotides long. RefSeq names its product camphor resistance CrcB family protein. Lineage: Eukaryota; Viridiplantae; Streptophyta; Magnoliopsida; Lamiales; Lamiaceae. Gene Ontology annotation, cellular component: plasma membrane. Gene Ontology annotation, biological process: fluoride transmembrane transport. The record is from RefSeq and is a predicted model, not a curated record. Gene Ontology annotation, molecular function: fluoride transmembrane transporter activity.